Molecule: messenger RNA, 684 nt
Organism: Stylonychia lemnae
Lineage: Eukaryota; Ciliophora; Spirotrichea; Sporadotrichida; Oxytrichidae
Source: the annotation of a GenBank genome assembly
AUGCCACCUAAAACAUCCACAGACUAACCAGCAAAGACUACUGAAGUAUAAGUGCUAUUUUACGUACCAAAUUUGAUUGGCUAUUCAAGAUUCUUAUUCCUAAUCUUCAGCACAUACUUCGCCUUCUCUGAGAAAUAUUGGGUCAUAUUCCCUAUAUUCUAUGCAAUUGCUUCAUUAUUGGAUAUCUUUGAUGGAAUGGCUGCUAGAGCACUCAACUAAUGUUCUAGAUACGGUGCAGCUUUGGAUAUGAUUUGUGAUAGAGCUUAAAAUGCAACAGUAUUUAUGUUACUUUCAGUUCUUUAUCCCUCAUUUGAUUUUUUCUUCUACAUGUGCUUCAUUUUAGAUUUCGGGUCACAUUGGUUCUAGUUUAUGACUACAGCAUUGUCAAAGGCUGAGUCUCAUAAAGGGAAAAACAAGGACGAAAUUUUCAUUAUUGACUUAUAUUACAACAACAAACUAUUCUUUAGCACCCUAGUCGUUGGCUCAGAAGUCUGCAUUGUUGUUCUUUAUGUAAUUGGAAUGACCCCCUUCCUACAGACUUUCCUUCCAGCUUAGAUUUUAGGAGUGAUUCUCACUGCCAUUCUAUCUACUAAGAUGCUUGUAAAUGUUUUCCAAUGGUGGGGAGGUAUGCAAAGAAUUAUCAAGUAUGACCUUGAACAUAAGACAAACGCCUAUUCAUAUUGA